Limanda limanda (common dab) is the source of this 1165-nucleotide messenger RNA. RefSeq lists its product as uncharacterized. NCBI's taxonomy places the organism in Eukaryota, Metazoa, Chordata, Actinopteri, Pleuronectiformes, Pleuronectidae. Bases 214 to 1053 code for a protein of 279 amino acids. The record is from RefSeq and is a predicted model, not a curated record. The transcript has 4 exons.
UCCCCGCAGCAAGAGGACAGGAGCUCCGACCCCUCAGUUUCCUUCCAGAAAAGACGCUUCAUUCCUUCUGAAGGACGAUGGCUCACUUCAAACAUGCUUGAUAGAAGCAUUGCACUGUAGGCUCUGGGAGAACUCUGCAAUGGCAACGUGACGUCUGUCCAGCAACAAGCAUCACCAGCUUUUUCGCCCAGAGCGAAUCAUCAUGCUGAACCAAUGCAGAAUCUGUCCAUCAAGCUUCUCAUCCGGACUGUCAUUGAUGCAGAUGAACACUCCCAAGUGUCAAGAUCCAGCUUCUAUAGCAACAAGUCCAUCCUGGACACCAGUGGUGGAGCUGCCAGUUACACACCGGACGAGAAGUUUUUUUCUGCCUUUCCCGCACCGGACAAGCCUGUUGUUGCUGCCUUUCCCUCACCGGACAAGCCUGUUGUUGCUGCCUUUCCCUUACCGGACAAGCCGGUUGUUGCUGCCUUUCCCGCACCGGACAAGCCUGUUGUUGCUUUCCCGAUUGAUAUCAUUAUCGAUGAGGAAGAAUUCUUUGCCCCAGGGUAUGACUAUGAUUUCACCAAGCUGACUGAGACCAAUACCUAUUUGAGAGGUGAAGAGAAGUACGAGCGUCCAUGUGGUUGGUACCGAUUUGGACUCAAGGUGCUGGACAAGUAUCCUGGGACAACCUGGCUGGGAACCACGCACCGUAGCACCCAGUCAAGCCCAGGGGAGUGGCCUGUGUCUUACCAUGGGACGUCAAAUACAGGUGCCAGCGACAUCAUCGGAGAUCACUACGAGCCAGGAUCAGGGCAGUCCUAUGGCAGGGGGAUUUACUCCACACCGGACAUAAGUGUAGCGGACCACUACGCCAAAAGGUUCAUCUCCAGGAAGGAUGGCAAGACGUACAAAGUGGCUCUGCAGAAUCGAAACAACCCUGAGUACAGAGAGAAGUACAAUAACGACCUCUACUGGCUGGUCCCCAUUCCACAGGGAACAUCAAAAGAUAAAGAGCAUGAGCUGGUAGAGAGGGCCAUCCGUCCUUAUGGCCUUCUGCUGAAAGAGGUCUAACAGAGGAAGAUCUCUCUCUCUCUCUCUCACUCACUCACUCACUCACUCACUCACUCACUCACUCACUCACUCACUCACUCACUCACUCACUCACUCACUCACUCACUCACUC